AUGGGGCAAGCGAUUCCGGACCUCCCGAUCCUCGCUGAAGACGACUCGAUGUUGUCCAGAAAAUUUGGUCGCGAGAUUGCCAACUAUUUUAGCGGUAGCCCUCUGAAUCGAGUUUCAUUCUUAAGGACCGAUUAUGGCUUCUUGCGCGCUGCUUUCGCUCACCCCAGCGCAUCGUUCCUACUAUUGAACAACUUAUCGCCGCUUGCGAAAGAUGCCGCAAACUUAUCCUACGUGAAUAAGGACGUAGUCAUACCGCUAACCGGCGAAGAGCCCUUCAAAACUUCCGAGGAGGAGCAAGUAAAGGGGUUUAACUCGGACAUUACACAGUCCGUCAUCUUGUUCCUUGGCAUCGACGAGAAAAAAAAUGGAUUCGAGUAUCGCGAGUAUAAAGGCAAACCAUAUUUCGCUGUGGACGUCACUCCGAAAGGCACUACCUCGGAGAAGGCUACAAGUAUCAUUGAUAUUGUCAAAACUAAUGGCGUUUCUUUCAUCGAUGGGAGGAGGCUCUUGUCUUUAAAUGCCCCUGAAGCGGCGAUAUUCGCGGAAGCUCGUGCUUUGUUAGAUUGGAAUGCUCGGAAUCCGUUCUGCGGCGGCUGUGGCAAGCCGACGUUAUCUAUUAAUGCCGGAUGGAAGCGAGUCUGCCCCACGUCGGAUUUAGCAGGCGUCCCUGAAGGUGGCGCUGCGACGGAGAGAGCAGACUGCCCUACACGGCACGGCGUGAGCAAUCUCUCUUUCCCGCGAACAGACCCAACUGUCAUCAUGGCGGUAGUCUCAGCCGACGGCAGCAAGCUCCUCCUCGGUCGAAACAAACGCUUCCCUCCAAACUGGUAUAGUACAUUAGCGGGGUUCCUCGAACCCGGCGAGUCCAUCGAGGAAGCGGUGCGGCGCGAGACUUGGGAGGAGAGCGGCGUGACCGUCGGCCGUGUCGUAAUCCACAGCUCGCAACCGUGGCCCUACCCGGCAAACCUGAUGAUCGGCGCGAUUGGCCAGGCAGCUCCAGGAGGGGAGACUAUACAUCUUGGUCACGACGAAGAGCUAACCGAUGCCAAGUGGUUCACUUUAGACGAAGUACGAGAAGGCAUCGCGAAUGGUGUCAGCGCUCUGGGAGAUCCGGCGCCUUCGGAAUACAAGGAGGGUUCCUUAAGACUACCGCCACAGACGGCUAUUGCCAAUCAGCUGAUACAAGCUGUUCUGAAGGGCUACCUGGACAUAGUGCCGAAGAUUUAA
Messenger RNA from Annulohypoxylon maeteangense, 1227 nucleotides. RefSeq names its product NUDIX hydrolase domain-like protein. Gene Ontology annotation, biological process: NADP+ catabolic process; NAD+ catabolic process. Gene Ontology annotation, cellular component: cytosol. NCBI's taxonomy places the organism in Eukaryota, Fungi, Ascomycota, Sordariomycetes, Xylariales, Hypoxylaceae. The record is from RefSeq and is a predicted model, not a curated record. Gene Ontology annotation, molecular function: NADH pyrophosphatase activity; metal ion binding. Bases 1 to 1227 code for a protein of 408 amino acids. The transcript is spliced from 2 exons.